Erythranthe guttata (spotted monkey flower) is the source of this 507-nucleotide messenger RNA. NCBI's taxonomy places the organism in Eukaryota, Viridiplantae, Streptophyta, Magnoliopsida, Lamiales, Phrymaceae. The record is from RefSeq and is a predicted model, not a curated record.
AUGGCUAAGUCACCACAUCAUCAAAUGCCUGGAGAAUCGGGAGGCGCAAGUGGUGGUGGUCGUCGGAGAAUUGGGAGGCGCUACUGCUGGUGGUGGUCGUCGGAGAGCCGAGAUGCGCUAGUGGUGGUGGUCGUCGGAGAACCGGGAGGCAGUGGUGGUGGUGGUCUCGGAGAAGGCGCUGAAUCGGGAGGCGCAAGUGGUGGUGGUCGUCGGAGAAUUGGGAGGCGCUACUGCUGGUGGUGGUCGUCGGAGAGCCGAGAUGCGCUAGUGGUGGUGGUCGUCGGAGAACCGGGAGGCAGUGGUGGUGGUGGUGGUAUCGGAGAAGGCGCUGAAUCGGGAGGCGCAAGUGGUGGUGGUCGUCGGAGAAUUGGGAGGCGCUACUGCUGGUGGUGGUUGUCGGAGAGCCGAGAUGCGCUAGUGGUGGUGGUCGUCGGAGAACCGGGAGGCAGUGGUGGUGGUGGUCUCGGAGAAGGCGCUGGAAAUUGGGGUGUAGCGGAAUUUAAGUGA